Messenger RNA from Drosophila miranda, 7509 nucleotides. RefSeq lists its product as uncharacterized. The record is from RefSeq and is a predicted model, not a curated record. The transcript has 14 exons. Gene Ontology annotation, cellular component: plasma membrane. The coding region runs from base 675 to 4466 and encodes 1263 amino acids. NCBI's taxonomy places the organism in Eukaryota, Metazoa, Arthropoda, Insecta, Diptera, Drosophilidae. Gene Ontology annotation, molecular function: protein binding.
GUCAGUAGUUGGAACAAGGACGCGUACCGUGCACGAAGACCUCGCGCACAAGCCACACGGAAAUCUCCUCUCGUCCACGUUGCUCAGCCAAAGAAAAGCCCCCCGCAAUAAAUAUACAAAAAAAUUCUAGGAAAAUAAGCAGAAAAUAUCACCAUCCGCAUAAUUAUACCACAAUUCCAGCUGUCAAUUUUUACACCGCAAGAUGAGAGAGAACCCCACUGUGUUGUAGUUUUUUUUUUGUGAUUUCCCAAAAAGAUAGUUGAGAAAGUGGCCGUUACGUGUACGCAACGUGUUCGUGUUUCGUGUGUGUGUUUAUUUUUUUUUUUAUUGAUCGCGCUUUAAAACAUAGUUCACCGCAACAAAAAAUUUAGUUGAAAAAAAAAUGUGGCCAGAACAGUGAGAGAGACGCCUCCCCGCCGAGAGGUCUGGACCAGUGCAAUGCAGUGUGCUGCUGGCAGUCAAGGUCGCCGCUUCUGACCAGAAACAUGUCACAGACAACAACAUAGCGCCAGCCCGAGACUCAGCCAGAAAUAAUAAUAUCACAGAAGAAACCACCACCCACCAGCCAACAGCCACCAGCAAUAAGGAAGCAUUUAAGGCGUUUUGAAGCUACUUGAAGCCAUCUUCGGCGCAUCAGCACAAAAAUACACACAAAAACUUAAAGUUUGCCCAGCAUGGGGAGACGCCACAAACAACACUGCCACCAUCCGAUGCGGGGCUCGGCGUGGCAGCUGCAACUGCUGCUGCCCGCGGUGCUGCUGCCGCUUCUCCUGUUGGCCACUCUCGGUCUUGCGUGCCGCGUCUCGGAGUUCUCCUGCAAGGGCAGCGGGAACAGUGGCAACAUUUGCGUUCCUCUGGACAAAUACUGCGAUGGACGCAGCGACUGUGCCGAUGGCAGCGACGAGCCCAAACAUUGUUCGGUGUGCAAUCGUACAUAUUACGGGGAUAUUGGACGCACCUAUGCCAUAAAAGUGCCAACGCCACAGUGGAAUAAAUUGCCGUUCCUCUGUCACUUGACAUUCACAGCAUCCGGUCAUGAUCAAGGCGACAUCGUUCAGAUCAUCUUUGAUGGCUUUACGGUGGGACGCUUCGACGAAGGCAUGGUCGAUACGGAUGUGGAUGGCUAUGAAACGAAUCUAAGUCCCACGGGCGAGCUGCCCGGCUGCCCCGAGGGCUUCAUGCAGCUCAGCGAAUUGGGACGCCCGUUCACCGGGGGCUCGUGGUGCGGCAAGGCCACAGGACCGCAAUUGUAUUUCAGCGAAACAUCAACGGUAACGGCAUCUGUGAAGGUAUUUCAUCCGCCACGCAAUAUACGAGAUGAGAAGCCUUUUGAGUUCAGCAUAAGAUAUAAAUUUAUCAGCCAGUCGGAUGCAGUUGUAAGAUACGGUCUGCCCGAUAAGCCGCUCGAACUGGGCCGUGUCACACCUGGCACCUAUUGUACGAGGCAAUUCGAUGAAUGCUAUCGUAACAAGUGUCGCCUGCAAAGUCCAAAUUAUCCUGGUAUGUAUCCGAGGAAUGUUACCUGCUACUGGACCAUACGACAGAAAGAAGUUCCCACCAGCAAACAUGCCAUGAUUGCCGUUAGCCAGGAGAAUCAGCACAAGGCCUUAGUGAAGCGGUCAAUUGCCAGCUUCAAUAAGACCUCACGCUCCAUACGCGCCUGGUCGGACUGCACGGGCGAACGUGAUCAUCUCAUCUUCUAUGACGGCAGCUCCACCAACGAUCCCGUGCUGGCCAAAUACUGCGGCGGCGAUUGGUUGCCACGCGUCGUGUCACGUGGCGCAGAAAUGCUGGUCGCCUUCCACUCGAGCCCCUUCUCGGCCCCGUUGCAGCAGGGCAUACCGAAUCGGGGCUUCGAACUGGAUGUGGACAUACUCUUCACCGAUUCGGACUCCUACGACUUUGCCCAGGGCACCAAGAACCUCUGCGAGUUCCACAUAAAUGCCUCGAAUCCAGAUGAUGUGCUAUUCUCGCGUCGCGGCCGCAUGGGACGCAUUGUGAGUCCGCGUCACACGCUUCCGCCGAACACAACGUGCACGUACCACUUUCACGGAUAUCCUGGUGACCUGAUUUGGUUAUCGUUCACCAGCUACAAUCUGCAGAUCCUGCAGCAGGCGAUACACGACAACAAUACGCUGGGACGGAGCGAUCUGCCGCCUUGGAUAACCCGCCUGCGGAUGUGGGACAGCUAUGGCACAUAUGUGCCCAUGAAAUCGACAAGUUCAACCACCGGACAGCCGCCACCGCCACCGCCAGUGGCCUCCUCGGCGGACGGGGGGAAGCCCACGCUAUUGAACCAGAGCAACUACGGCAGCUACUACUAUAGUGCCAGUAAUCCGAAGCUGAAUCGAAAUCUGCGCGUCAAUAUCGACAAUGCCUGGAAUCCGGUGGACACGUACAUCUACGGACCCACACAGUCGAGCGUGUUCAACCAGGAGAACAAGUACAGCGGCUACCAGGGUGGUGCCGGUGGUGGUGCUGCCGGUGGUGGCGCAGCCGGUGGUGGCACAGGCAAGCAGUUGACCAGCGUCAAGGACAGCCUCAACUACAUUUCCGGCGGCAAGUCCUCCGUCAAAGAUGGCGGCGCUGGUGCCUCUGCUGCCGCCGUCCUCAGCUCGGACAGGAACAACGCCGUGGCGCUGAUGAGCACCAAGGGCAAGCGACGCCUCAUGCUGGAGAUCUACGACUACGAGACGCCUAAGCUGUGCGAUCACACGGCCAUCGGGAGCGGCGUGAGCGGCAGCAGCGCCCUGAUGGGCGGCAACAAGCAGCGGCCGUGCAGUCCGCUGGAGAGCUACGUGAGCACGGGCAGAGAUUUGAAACUGGAGUUCCACACGCAUACGGGAACAGCCUUGUUCCCGGCGCAAUUCGCUUUGAACUACGAGUUUGUGGACACGGAACAGGGUGGUGACACCUGGCCGGGCAGGCGAGGCGAGGAUCCAGUGCCGCCUCUAUGCACCCGAAUCUUUCGGAAGCGCAAAGGCAACAUCCAGGUGCCCCGGAACGUCUUCCUGUAUGGCCGAGGCGGGGCCAAGAACAUCACCUGCCUGUACAGGUUCGAGGCGGGUCCAUCGGAGCGGGUAAAGCUGGUGCUGCACAAUGUAUCCUUUGGCGAGGGCACCGCCUGCACCACCGACUCAGAUCUGCAUACGGGCCGGCCGCGCUGCAAUCAAUUGGAUCCAGAGGGUCGCAUCACGGAGCUGCGACUCUUUGAUGUCCCCUUCCGAGAUGUCAAAAUCCAGCUGGGAUGCUUCUGCGACAACUCGAGUGCCCUGUACAGCAACGCACCGCUGACGUUCGUCUCCCACUCGCGGAUUAUGGAGCUCAGCUUCACGGUGACCCGACUCAACAUCUCCGAGGACUUUGCCGAUGUCUUUUUCUCCGCCUCGUACGAGUUCAAGCGCCAGCCGGACUGUCGCAAGCAAUUGAAGCUCAAGGGCGCUGGUGGCGAGGAUGAGCUCAAGUAUCCGCUGAAGACGCAAGAUGCCAGCUGCGAGGGCCUGGCCUGGUACAUCGAGGCCCAGUCCGCCGAACGGUCCCUCUUCGUCCAGACCUGGGGCGCCUAUCUACCUGUGGAUCCCACAUCGGAGGAUGCCAUGCGCUGUCACACCAAAAACCGUUUGAUGAUCUACUCGGGCAGGCCGCUCAAGCCCAUGCGAGUGGUGUGCCCCGCCCAGAGUGGGCCGAGGCCAAUGUCCUUGCACAUCUUCUCCGAGGACUGGACCAACGGACAGCCUUUGUUCAUGAACAAGCCCAUCAGUCUGGUGCUGGAGCCCAUACUAAAGGAGCCCGGCGAUAUAGCUUUCACAUGGCUGGAGAUACACCGCACCAAGAAUGCGCUGCUGCAGCAGUUGGACCUGCAUGUGAACGCAAGCGUGACCACGGGCCUGGGCUCCGGCUCCGGCUCUGGCUCUGGCUCUCAGCCCUCUGGCCAUAGUUCAGGCUCUGGCGGAGUGGUCGGCACGGGCAGUGCUGGAGUGGCCGGGGCUGGUGGAGUAGGUGGUGGAGGCUCAGCAAGCGGUGCUACGGCCAACGAAACCCUGAACGAAUUUGGUUUCUAUCCCAAGGAGUCAGAUUGCGAAUACAAAUGUCCUGAAAUUGAUGCAUGCAUAGCAGCCAGCCUGUGGUGUGAUGGUCAUCACAACUGCCCCAGCGGCUUCGAUGAAUCGGAGGAGGAAUGCGGCACCGCCCGUAAACUGCUGGAGUUGCCUGGCGGCGUCUUUGCGGCCCUGGGAUGCAUCGCUGCCGCUCUGACCGCAUGCCUAAUCUUCUGCAUGUUCGGGCUGAUGCGAAAGCGCAAAAAGAGUGUGGUGCAGAAGGGUGGCGGCGUUGGCGGCGUUGGAGGCGUGGGCGUGGGCAUUGGCUUCAUGAAUGGCGCCAGCAAUGGGAAUGUAUCGGCCGCCAGCAUCGGCACCCUCAAGAAGGACUUCAAGAAGGAGGCCCUGUUCAUCGAUCCGGCCUCCUGACACGGACUCCAGCCGGUCGAGUACAUACAUGUGGAUCGGGAGACCACCGUGUGAUAUGUUGCCGCCGGCUGUGGCAUGCCCUACGACGAGCACCUGGAGCUGGGAAUGGAAAUGGCCUGACCAAGCGAUCAGCAGAGUGCCCUCGACACAGUUCAGGGUCUGGCCUGGAGAUUUUAAAGCUACUGAGAAUGACAAUGAAGGUAUAUGAAUGGAUUGGAGGCAUGAACACUAUAAAAAACUAAAUUGUAAGUCGAUAACCUUUUCUAAACGCUUCUGGGAGUAACCAAUCGACUAGGAACGUACGAGUGUAUGGUGCAUAGUCUUAGGGACAUUCGAUCAGCCGAUUGAUCUAUUUAUUUCAUUGCAUUUUGUUAUUCUGUCUUUAUUGUUUGGGACUUCUAGUACCACAGAUCUAACUGUAUAUAGUUUGAAUAUAUUUUAUGUAUUCCGUUGGGAUAGAAGUCAAGAACAGGCAGAUUUCAGUGGAUUUUAUACAAAACUAGGGACAGUGAUAGCAAUUAAAGUUUAUUUUUUUCUAAAGAGAAUUUUUCAUGGCGUGCGAGUAUGUUUCAUAAAGGUAACCAUUCAAUAAAAAGACUUUUAGGUCCAUUCUUAAAUACAUACUAUACAAAACAGCUUCAAGCCUAGAUUAACGUACAUUUUGUUCUCGAAAAGUGAUUUCCUUAUCUUGACUUCACAAAAUGUCUGUUAAUUUGAGCUCUCUUCUUUUAAUCGUCUCCAUCAUUUCAUUGUUUAGGAUUUCAUGCCUCAACAAAUCCGAAAAGCAGUAAAAAAAACUAUUGUAAAUUAGGUACCUUUAAUAAAGUUAGUUGAGAUAGAGAGCAAAUAAUUCGAGGGCAGAUAGUAGAGGAAGCCUUCGGCAUAAGUAACAUAUUUACCAUAUAUAGCACAUAGCACCGAUUAAAAGGAAGUUAAUACAUUAAGCAAAUACAUUUAGGUACUAAAUGCAAAAAGAUCAGAAACUACAAUGAAAUUGUAUAGAAAAGAGCAACUCAAAGAGCAGAUCCUUAGGCAUAUACUCUAUUGGGCCGCUCUGGUAUUAACUUCUAAGGAACUAGGAUAAAAGAACUAGCGACAUUGAUUGGAAUGAGAAUGAUUGGAAUGAUUGGGGAAAAUCUCGACAGUGUUGUGAUCCAAGGCAUGCACAUACUGAACUAUGUUUAAACACAACCAAAUCGCAAGCAUUUACGUGGUACUACAUAGUCAUGAUUCGAUUUGCGAUACUUGAAGAGCUAGGUAUUAGCUAGUAUAUAGUCUAUGAGGAGGGUCCGCACUUUUUUUUGGGUUUUUUAUCGUAAAGCACACUCUCACACAAAAAUAGAGCAGAUAACAUCACUUAGUGGUUUAUUAAACAUACAUACAUACACAUAUACAAUCGUAUGGGAAAUAUAAUUGUUAUUAACGAUUAAAGUAGAGCUCGAAAACCAGAGUAAUGUUCACUUAUUCAACUUAAUCAAGAGAACUGCCACAAUAUUCUAUAAGAAAAUACAAAAACCAAUUCGAAUAUUUAUGUAAAUAUAUUUAUCGGGCGUUUAUUUUCAGGAUCUUAUUUUCUUAUUUUUUAAUUGUUUUUUAAAAUGUUUGUAGCUGCAAUAAAUCAUAUUCCUAACUUAACAAAAAUAGAAUAGAAUAAAAUAUAGAAAAAAACAAAAAUGUAUGCAAGCCGUAGCAUUAAAGCCUGGCAUGGCCCAUAACCCAUUUAAACAAUCAAACUUUUGGCAGUUGAUAGGAUUAAGCAAACACCAAAAAGAAAAUGCAAAAAAGCAAAAAAGCCAAAAAAAAAGACAAAAGUACUUUAUUUUAUAGACAGUAAAACUAGGAAAAUAGAAAAAAUAAAUAUUAAGACCUUCGGUGGUCUGCAAUGAAAAUUUUAAAAAUGUAAGAGCCCUGCCAUAUGCAGACAAAAUCCAUUAAAAUUGCAACUUCCAUAAAACAUAUAUAUAAUUUAGUCACCAUUAAAAACCCGAAAAAGAGAAAGAAGGAAAUAUAUACACGAAUUAAAUCAAAUAUUUUCAGUUGCAUUUUUUGGUAGAAAAUAACCCAAAUAUUUAUAGCCGAAAAAAGGAAGAACAAAACAAAAGGGGACGGAACGAUGUGCACUUUUUACAAUUUUAUGAAAAAUAAUGAAUUAUUAUUUCCCAAACACAGACACAAGCAAACAUACAUAUAUGAUAUUUUACACACACAUUUUUAGUAUAAGAGACAAAAUAACAAUGAAAUAUUCGAUAUACAUACAUAUACGAGUAUAUACUCGUACAUAGAAGCAAUGGCAAGAGAAAAUGCCAAAAAAAUAAACGUAGUUUUAAGAGCAGCGCCCAAGCUGUUACUAUUUCCUUGGCCACCAUCGUCGUCGUCGUAUACAUCAUCUCAAUCAUCAGUUCGGGGUUCAGUUCCUUCUCUCAAUCCAACCAAACUAUGGUAAUUUCUGUGCCAACUGUGUUUAAAGUAGAAUUCGAAGAUAAAAUAUGACAGCGCAUAAAACUCUACACUACAUGUAAUUUAUUUGAAAUGUUCGAAAAUAAAGUGGAGAAAAUAUGGAGAGAAUGACGGCGGAAGAAAAGGAAAAUUGUGAGAGUGUGAGAUGGUAAAUAAUAAUAAAAUACAGACAGCUGUGUAAAUAGUCGAAAUGCGUACACACUACGCAUAUUUAAUUAAAAAAAAGAAAUAAACAAAAAAGAAAAAACUACAUACAUAGAUAAAGAUACACAAAAGAAAAACACAAAGACAAAGGGAAAGGGAAAGGGGAAGCGCAGAGAACUCUCUCGCAAUUGCAUUUCCCCUAUUUUUUUUUUAGUAAUAAAUUCUCCUCAGUUUGCAGUUCGAUAUAUAGAGUAAAGUAAGUUUCACUUGUAUGAUAAAUAUAACUAAACCAAACAUUUAUAUAGAGAUAUUAUACGUACAUAUAUGAAAUGGAAAAAACCCUAAAAUAAUGACGCACUGAAUCAAAUAGAUGAAACGAGUAUUUAAAAACCAUGACAAUUAAAACCAAAAAGAACUUUAAACAAAAACGAAAUUCAAAAUA